This is a messenger RNA of Thunnus maccoyii (southern bluefin tuna), 1366 nucleotides long. Its product is annotated as chemokine-like protein TAFA-1. Bases 1 to 441 code for a protein of 146 amino acids. NCBI's taxonomy places the organism in Eukaryota, Metazoa, Chordata, Actinopteri, Scombriformes, Scombridae. The record is from RefSeq and is a predicted model, not a curated record. Gene Ontology annotation, molecular function: receptor ligand activity. The transcript is spliced from 5 exons. Gene Ontology annotation, biological process: regulation of neuroblast proliferation; neuroblast differentiation.
AUGUGUCCUGUCAUGUCCUGGCUGCUCUGCCUGUGCCUCUGGGUCAGCGUGACUGUCAUUCAGCAGUGUCAGGCCACUUUCUAUGACACCAUCCAACAGCAUCAUGGGACGAGGCCUGGACGAACCACGAUUCACAUGAUUGAGGGGGGCACAUGUGAAGUAAUUGCUGCUCACAGAUGCUGUAAUAAGAAUCGUAUUGAGGAGCGGUCACAGACAGUCAAGUGUUCCUGUCUGCCGGGGAAGGUGGCUGGAACCACCAGAAAUAGACCUUCGUGUGUGGAUGCAUCCAUAGUAAUUGGGAAGUGGUGGUGUGAGAUGGAGCCUUGCCUGGAGGGGGAGGAAUGCAAGACGCUCCCUGACAACUCAGGCUGGAUGUGCUACGCCGGCAACAAGAUCAAAACCACAAGGAACACUCAGCCAUACACAACAUCAACAUAUUAACACUUUACGGAAAGGAUGCAAGGGAACGCCUCUGGUGCAAAGGUUAACUUGCAGGUCAGCCUCAUCACUUAUAUUAGCACGCUGCACUGUCACAGGACCAAUUAUCACAAGGACAAUGAACCUAUUGUUGCUUUAUGAAAGCACUUCUCAGAUUAAAGUGUAAAAAGAUGUAGAAUACAUAAAGCACAUCCUGCUCAAGGCUACUGAAAAUACUGACGCUCCAAGCUGCCUGCGGGGAACUUCAUCAUAACCUUGUAAUGAAUACAUUUUCAUCAUUUCUUCAAACUUUGAGAUGGAACGUGAAUGUCUGUGUAUUUGGAUUAAUAUCUGGAGAGCAUCUGACGUCCCUCCUAAGACAUCAGCAGACACAGUCUACUAUGAAGCACCAAACAGGAGAGGACUACAUCAAAGGGACAUGAGAUGAGCGAGUAAAGUAUUUGACAGCCCUCAGGUUUUUCUUUCUCUUUUUUAAAAAUAUUGUAUGAGGAAAAAUACUGUACAUAAAUUGUUUGUCUUUUUCUCGUGUACAUGAACUUCAUUUAUGGUGGUGGUGAAAAAUGAUCAUUCGAGUUCCUGAAUGCAGUCUUGAUCUUCCCUGUUCUUACCCACAAAACCCAAACACAGCCAAAGUUUGAAGAGUUCAAGGGUGUGAUGUUAAAAUGAAACAGAUGUAAGGAUGCAUUGUGAGGGAGAUGUUUUACACAUACAGUUUGUGUGUCUUGAUACUGUACAUUUUACCAUUUGUUUGUAUGGUACUUGUAUGCCUUUUGAUCACCUCCUAAAUGGCUUUACCAGUCGAACAUGGUAACGUGUCAGCUACCCUGAAAAUGAUUGAUUCACCAAAAAUGUGAUACCAGUAGGUUGUUUUCGAUACUUGAAAUGCCUUAUUUGUGUCAAAUCAUUCAAAUGAUGAUAUUGUACAUAU